This is a messenger RNA of Nilaparvata lugens (brown planthopper), 2841 nucleotides long. RefSeq names its product acyl-CoA synthetase short-chain family member 3, mitochondrial. NCBI's taxonomy places the organism in Eukaryota, Metazoa, Arthropoda, Insecta, Hemiptera, Delphacidae. The record is from RefSeq and is a predicted model, not a curated record.
UAGUUUAGUUUAGUCAGCUGUCAGGUCUGGGGUCUGUCGUGUACGUGUUGAGUUGAUUUUUAGUUGAUUUUGUUGUACGCGCGCGGGGACAUGUUGACUCCUUCUGGACUGAACGGUGCUUUGGAGGAGGGGGAGGCUACUAAGGAGGGCUUCUACUCCUUUGAGGAGGAGCUCGUGAGGAGCAGGAGGGUUGAGGGUGGUCACAGAGAUCUGCAUCAUGAGGCUAGAGAUUUCAUUGGAUCUCCAAGCCAGUAUUACAGUGAUAAAUACUUCGAGGCAUUUCGUAGGAGUUUAGAGGAGCCUGAAGAGUUUUGGGCGGAGGUUGGACGUGCUCUCAGCUGGUCCAAGCCUUGGACAAAAGUACUCGACAACACUGACGAACCAUUCACAAAAUGGUUUGUAGGAGGAGAACUGAAUGCCUGCUACAACGCGGUGGACCGUCAUGUGGAGAGAGGAAGAGGGGAACAGGUGGCCCUCAUACAUGACAGCCCUGUCACACGACAAGUGCGCAAAAUGACCUACUCACAGCUUCAACAUCAGGUAUCACACUUGGCGGGAGCGUUGGCGAGUAUUGGUGUGGGCAAGGGUGACCGAGUCUUGAUCUACAUGCCUUUGGUGCCUGAGGCGAUUGUUUCCAUGCUGGCCACAGUUCGUCUCGGAGCAGUUCAUUCUGUUGUUUUUGGAGGAUUUGCAGCCAGAGAAUUGUGUACAAGGAUAAAUCAUGCUGAGCCGAAAGUUAUAAUUGCAGCAAGCUGCGGUGUGGAGCCAAAUAAAAUUGUCAAAUACAAGGAGAUUCUGAACGAAGCUAUCGAAAUGGCUACGAUGAAGCCGAAGAACUGCAUCAUUUUCCAACGUCGCAACGUUUAUGAGGCGGAAGUUACUCCGGGACGCGACAUCCUGUGGGAUGAUGCUAUUGCCAACUAUGGCACCCAUGACUGUGUCCCAGUCGAAGCCAAUGAUCCGCUCUACAUUCUAUACACUUCUGGUACAACAGACCAACCAAAAGGCAUCCUGCGGCCAACCGGAGGACACAUAGCCACUCUGGCGUGGACGAUGUCGACGAUCUACGGCAUGAAAGAUGGUGAUGUGUGGUGGACUGCUUCGGACAUGGGUUGGGUGGUCGGCCAUUCCUACAUCUGCUAUGGGCCGCUCUGUGCUGGUCUCACAUCCAUCAUGUAUGAGGGAAAGCCAGAUCGUACCCCUGAUUGCGGACAGUAUUUCCGGGUCAUCCAGGAUCACAGAGUGAACGCGAUCUUCACUGCUCCAACAGCUCAGGUUAUCAGGAGAGAAGAUCCAGAAAUAAAGAUGGGACGCAAAUAUUCAACUAAGUCAUUGAGACACAUAUUCGUGGCUGGAGAGAACUGUGAUCAUGAUACAAAAUCGUGGGCUGAACAAGUAUUCAAAGUGCCAAUUCUAAACCAUUGGUGGCAGACAGAAACGGGACACUCGAUAACAGCGACAUGCAUUGGUCUUGGACACAACACGUCGCCACCCAAAUACUCCACAGGCAUGCCCUUUCCUGGAUAUGAUGUGCGCAUUCUUAGGCAAGAUGGAAGCGAAUGUGAUUCACUUGAACUUGGCAGAAUUGCAGUCAAACUGCCCCUCCCACCUGGCACAAUGGCAACACUGUACAAGGCCACACAGAAAUUCAUCGAUGUAUAUUUCACAAAAUUUCCGGGCUACUACGACACAAUGGAUGCCGGCUACAGGGACGAACACGGCUACAUCUACGUGACAGCUCGCGAUGAUGACGUCAUCAACGUGGCCGGCCACCGACUGUCGACGGCUGCCCUGGAGGAUGUCAUCCUCUCGCAUCCCGACAUCACCGACGCGGCUGUCAUAGGCGUGCCUGAGCCCACCAAGGGAGAGAUACCGCUCUGUCUCUACAUCACUAAACCAGGUAGCAAAAGGAGUGAGAAAGAGAUAAGCAACGACUUGAUAAAGCAGGUGCGAGAACUGAUAGGACCAAUAGCCGCCUUCCAUCACUCCGUCGCAGUCACAAACCUCCCUCGCACUCGCUCCGGUAAAACAGCCAGGAAAUCGAUAGCUGAUCUAGCCAGAGAUAAAGCUAUUAAGAUUCCGAGCACCAUUGAAGACCCAACAGUGUACAAGGAAAUCAAGCGCGCCCUUCAAUCUCUGGGCUACGCCAAAACUGCUCCUGAUCCUCAAUGAUGGAUGGAAUCAAGCAUUUUAAUAUUGGACAUUAUUUAAAAUUGGUGUAAUAUAGGAUACUCGAAUAUUAUAGUGUCUUUCCCAAAGUGAUUGAAAAUAAAUUGAAAAGAGUAAAAAUUUAUCUUCUCCUUCAGAAUAUUAUUUUUCGUAUAUUUGGGAUCGCUCAGAAAUUACCGGUUUGUAUUUUUAGAUGAAAUUCUUUGAUGUCAACAUUCAAAAAUGAAGUAUAUUCCAUUUCAUUCUUUUCAAUUGACUCAAUUGACGUGAUGAAUAUUUUUCUCAGUUAAUUUUAUUUUCCCAGUUUUAUGUCAUAUUCUCAUGAAUGAUAUCAUUUCAAUGGCACUGCAAAUAAUAAACAAUUCAGCCCUGUUAUUACAAUGCUUUUAGAGAGUGAAUUUUUGAUAGCCUAUAAUAAACAGCAUCUCAUAGGUUGCUGUAGACUAUCAUUAUUUACCCUGAGCACGGGUAAUUGUUUCUUUCUUUUUGUCUGAGGUUUCAUGCUUCAAUUUUUUGAAAAAAUUUAAUUUGUUUAACAUUUUAUUUGUUGAAAGUUUCUAAAGUCAUUAAAUUUGUUAAUGUUGUGUAAAAGUUUGUUAAUGUGUUGAAAAUGCCAGCAAUAAUGGAGGUUCUCAGUUUUAUUUUUGUAGAAUUAAAAUUUAUUUCAAAUAA